GUUGUUUUCUUUGUUCACUUGCGCGAGGGGGAGAGGGGGGAGAUAAAAAGAGAGAAUUUUCUUCAGAUCUCAAGUAACAGAUAAGAAUGAAAAUCAGGUAGGAGAGACCUGAUCGAUCUUAGCUUUUGUUUUGUAAUUUUAUGAUCGAAAAAGCGUCGAUGCGGAUGAAAUGUUGUGGAAUUUUCUUUAUGGUUUCUGCUGAAAUCCGGUCGGUGCCAAAGCUUCAGGUGUGAAGCCGCUUUCGUGAGUUCAAUCAGAAAGCCCGUAAACAAAGAGGAAGAACAAGGGGAGGAGGAGGUCUGGAGGUGAAGUGAGGUUUUCACUCCAACCGUUGGAAUCUUCUUCCUCUCACAGCUCUAUUUUUUCUCUCAAGCACUGCUCAAUUAUGGAACAUGGACGGCUGCCUUCAGGCUUCAGCCUUCUGACGUGUGAAACCCAUUGAAGGAGGAUCGUACGGAACGACAGUUUUUGCUCGCAGGGUGGAUGCAUUCGGGGGGGUCUUGUAAUCCACUGUUAAACGAGGGUUCGUUAGCGUAGCACUCAGAUUGCUAGAAUUACCGGGGGGAAAUCUCUGACAAACAUGGAUUUCUGCAAAGUUCUCAGUAGAUCUUGCCUUUUUGCAAGUCCAAGUGAGGUUUCUGUUUUGAAUCUCGUUGAAUAGCACGGAAGGUUUAUGAACCCCUGUUCGCGGAAGUUCUGCCGCGUGAAAUCUCUUGGGAUUCCAGUCAAGCGAGCCUGAAGUUAGGGUUUUGUUAUAUGCAAAUCUUUGAAAUUCUGAGACCGGAAAUUUGAACGUAGAGAGUAAAUGUACGGUCUGGGCUGUUAAAGGAGUCAGAAGAAGCUCAAAAGGCGUUACUUGGUGAAAAAUUAGCUUUGCUUUUGUGUAACACUGAAGAUAGGUUGAAAUGGUGAAGAAGCCGAAUAGAGCCGUAGGACUUGGAGCCUGAAAGGUCCGGAAAGCUUUUUGAGCAUCUGUCUCUUUUUAUCAUUCUGGGCUUUUGCUUUUGAAGAGAAGAGGCUUAUCUGUAUUCUUUCCGUAUAGAUUUCUCUGCAAAGUUAUCCUUUCAUCUCUGUUUCGGUGAAAAUUCUUUUGAUUAGUAUUAUCUUGCUGGAAUUUCUCGCAUGAGAGAAAGGCUUCCUUGAGAAAUAGGCAUCAAGAAAGUAUUUUAUGCAUUGAAGAUUGCUGUUAUCAUCUUGAAUGCAAUGAUCACAUUCACCGAUUCCAUGAAAGAACCAGUUAAGGAAACGGAGAAGUGCCUGGAUUCUCAACUCUGGCAUGCCUGCGCCGGAGGGAUGGUGCAGAUGCCACCGGUCAACUCCAAGGUCUUCUACUUCCCUCAGGGCCAGUCGGAGCAUGCUCAUGGGAACGUGGAUUUUGGAAAUUCCCAAAGGAUCCCGGCGCUCAUCCUCUGCAGGGUGGCCGCAGUGAAAUACAUGGCGGACCCUGAGACCGACGAGGUUUACGCAAAGAUAAGGUUGGUACCCCUUAGGAACAACGAACCUGAGUACGAUGACGAUGGAGUUCUUGGGAGCAAUGGAUCUGAGGUUCCAGAGAAGCCUGCGUCUUUCGCAAAAACUUUAACGCAAUCUGAUGCCAAUAAUGGUGGAGGUUUCUCUGUUCCUCGGUACUGUGCAGAGACAAUCUUUCCUCGCCUUGACUAUUCUGCGGAUCCUCCCGUCCAAACUGUCAUCGCCAAGGAUGUUCAUGGCGAGGUUUGGAAAUUCCGGCAUAUAUAUAGAGGUACCCCACGCCGUCAUCUCCUAACAACAGGAUGGAGUACCUUCGUGAACCAGAAGAAGCUCAUUGCGGGGGAUUCCAUUGUGUUCUUAAGAGCAGAGAAUGGUGAACUCUGUGUUGGAAUCCGAAGGGCAAAGAGAGGUGUCGGUGGUGGACCUGAAUCCCCAUCUGGGUGGAACCCAGCUGCUGGAAACUGCGUCUCCCCAUAUGGGGGUUUUUCUGUCUUCUUGAGGGAGGAUGAAAACAAGCUAAUGAGAAAUCCUAACGGCGGGAAUUCAAACUCCGGUGGGGGUUUGAGGGCAAGGGGGAGAGUGAGGCCUGAAUCUGUUACAGAGGCAGCAACUCUAGCUGCCAACGGGCAACCCUUUGAGGUUGUUUACUACCCACGAGCAAGCACACCAGAGUUUGUAGUGAAGGCAUCAGCCGUAAGGGCAGCAAUGAGGAUCCAGUGGUGCUCAGGGAUGAGGUUCAAGAUGGCAUUUGAGACUGAGGAUUCUUCACGGAUAAGUUGGUUCAUGGGAACUAUAUCUUCUGUUCAGGUUGCUGACCCCAUCCAUUGGCCUAAUUCACCUUGGAGGCUGCUUCAGGUAACAUGGGAUGAACCUGAUUUGCUGCAAAAUGUGAAGCGUGUCAGUCCUUGGCUGGUAGAAUUGGUGUCCAAUAUGCCAGCCAUUCAUCUUUCACCCUUCUCACCCCCAAGGAAGAAAUUGCGGCUCCCACAACACCCAGAUUUUCCCCUAGAUGGUCAAUUUCCGAUUCCUCCUUUUUCAGGAAACCCCCUCGGGCCCAGCAGCGGCCCCAUGUGUUGUUUAUCAGACAGCACUCCUGCAGGCAUACAGGGAGCCAGGCAUGCUCAAUUCGGUAUAUCUUUAUCAGAUCUCCACCUCAACAAACUGCAGUCAGGGCUGUUUCCUGCCAGUUUCCAGCGGCUUGAUAACAACACUACCCCACCGUCUAGAAUUCCCAAUAGCCUCAGCCUCGUCAAGGGCAACCCUAACAGCACUGAGAACAUAUCUUGCUUGCUUACCAUGGGGAGUUCCACACAGAGUUCAAAGAAAUCUGACAGUGCAAAGUCGCCCCAAUUCUUGCUCUUUGGACAACCAAUACUUACCGAGCAGCAAAUCUCUCUUAGCUGCUCUGGAGACAUGGUCUCACCAGUUCUUACAGGAAACAGCUCAUCGGAUGGGAACCUGGACAAGACAGCAAACUUCUCUGAUGGUUCUGCAUCUGCCCUUAAUCAACAGGGCCUAGCUGAUAAUUCAUGCCAAGGGUUUCCAUGGUACAAAGAUCGGCCUACAACUGAUCUAAGUUUGGAAACUGGCCACUGUAAGGUAUUCAUGGAGUCAGAGGAUGUAGGUCGGACUCUUGACUUAUCAGUUCUGGGGUCAUAUGAAGAGCUAUACAGAAGGCUGGCCAACAUGUUUGGCAUAGAAAGAUCAGAGAUGCUGAGCCAUGUGUUCUACCGAGAUGCAUCAGGUGCAGUAAAACACACUGGGGAUGAACCCUUCAGUGAGUUCAUGAAAACAGCAAGAAGGCUGACAAUUCUAAUGGAUUCGGGCAGCGACAAUUUGGGAAGGGCAUGGAUCACAGGAUUGCAGAAUGCUGAAAAUGGACUAAACGCAUCUAAUAAGACAGGCCCGUUAAGCAUAUUUGCUUGAGAUAGGAAAAAGUUGGUCCUGUCCUUAAAAGAGAGGUCUUUUUUUUUCUGUGGGGGGGUAGAAGAGAGAUCUCAAAUUUGGGUACUGAAGAUUUUGUUUUGAUGAGUCACAGUGCAAAUUUUUUUUCAUUUUUUCGGUGGACGCGGAGAUCAUUUCAAUAUAUAUAUAUAUAUAUAUAUAUAUAUAUAUAUAUAGGAGUGGAGAGUGGACACACAUUCCUCACCGUCUUGACUGGUAAUUUCUAAAUACAUGACUGUUUCACUUCAUUUUUAAAAAUAGAAUUGUUAUCAUGUUUACUCAUUAAAGCAGUUGAACGCCCUGCCAUAACAAGAAGGCUCCACGGUAUAUAUUGGUUUCUUUCGGAGAGUGGAAGUAAAAAGGAGCUGAAUGCUUUCUGGGAAGUUUCUUCUUUUUAUUUUAAGAAGAGACAUGAUAACAGAAUUGUUGGUUUAUUCAACCCCCUGCAGCUUGGCUUUGCAGUAGUCUUUGUUCCAU
This is a messenger RNA of Nelumbo nucifera (sacred lotus), 3891 nucleotides long. Its product is annotated as auxin response factor 18-like. Gene Ontology annotation, cellular component: nucleus. Gene Ontology annotation, molecular function: DNA binding. Gene Ontology annotation, biological process: regulation of DNA-templated transcription; response to hormone. Lineage: Eukaryota; Viridiplantae; Streptophyta; Magnoliopsida; Proteales; Nelumbonaceae. The record is from RefSeq and is a predicted model, not a curated record.